AGCCACCAAAUAAUAAUAAUAAUAAAAAAAAAUCCAAAUCCGGAUAAAUUAUUCAUCUGUUCCGUUUUAAUCGUUACAACUAACUACCACACUCCGUUCCCGGCAUGCAUAACCACCGUAACUGCCACCGCCACUGUCACCAAAACCACUUCUGAACUAAACUAACAUGGCUUUAACUUUAACUUCAACUUCUCCACACUUUCGUUUUCAACCUUUCCUCACACGCACAAACUACGCCUUCUUCUCCGACCUUACCGAACAAGUUCACGAUUCUCUCACUCUUCUUCGCCGGAGUAAGAUCUCUGUUAAUUCACCGCCAGCGCUGAAGCCGGUGAAAUGCAGUAGAUCCACAGAGGAGAAGCAGUGGAAUGACGGCGAAACCGUUGCAUCAGAUUCCGAUGAAGCGGUGGAUGAUUCAAAUGGUCAAUCUCCGAACAGAACUUCUUCAAUUGAGCCUCAGAAGAUUGCUACUACCUCUUCCGGCGAUUCACUUUCUCUCGGAAUUCGAGAACCUGUUUAUGAAGUAGUAGAAGUGAAAUCAGAUGGAACAGUAUCCACUAGAAAGAUCAACAGGAAACAGUUAUUGAAGUCAAGUGGUCUUCGUCCGCGGGAUGUCCGAAGUGUGGAUCCAUCAUUGUUUUUGACAAAUUCAAUGCCCUCUUUGUUGGUCCGUGAGUAUGCUAUACUUCUAAACCUGGGUUCACUACGAGCAAUAGCAAUGAAAGAUUGUGUACUUAUAUUUGACUAUAAUCGUAAAGGAGGGCAAGCUUUUCUAGAGUCAUUGCUGCCUCGGUUGAACCCCAAGAACAACAAUGGAGGACCAUCGAUGCCAUUUGAAAUCGAGGUUGUCGAAGCAGCAUUACUUUCAAGAAUACAACGUUUGGAGCGGAGACUGAUGGACUUAGAACCUCGUGUUCAAGCUCUUCUGGAGGCCUUGCCAAAUCGGAUAACUGGGGACAUAUUGGAGCAACUUCGUAUUAGCAAACAAACUUUGGUUGAGUUAGGCUCGAGGGCAGGAGCUCUCAGACAGAUGCUGCUAGACCUUCUGGAGGACCCAAAUGAAAUACGGAGGAUAUGUAUUAUGGGAAGAAAUUGUACACUUAAUAAAGGAAACAAUAACGUGGAAUGCUCAGUUCCCUUAGAAAAGCAGGUUGCUGAUGAAGAGGCGGAGGAAAUUGAGAUGCUUCUGGAAAAUUAUCUCCAAAGAUCUGAAUCUUGUCAUGGUCAAGCUGAAAGGCUUCUUGAUUCUGCAAGGGAAAUGGAAGAUUCUAUAUCUGUCAGCUUAAGCUCAAGAAGACUUGAAGUUAGCAGGUUUGAACUGCUUCUCCAGGUUGGAACAUUCUGUGUGGCAGUUGGUGCCCUUGUAGCAGGUAUAUUUGGCAUGAACCUGAGGUCCUAUCUUGAGGAACAUGUGUUUGCAUUUUGGCUGACUACAUCUGGGAUUAUUAUUGGUAGCAUUGUUGUGUUUUUUCUUAUGUAUAACUACCUCAGAGCAAGGAAAAUAUUUUGAUCAGAUGAAACUUCAAUUAUAGGUUAUUUUAGAAUGUGAAGGAAAGUAAGCACCCACAAAUGCAGUGACUGUGCAUGAAGAUCAAUCAUCCGAAAUGGAUUUGGAAAUAUGCUUGAUAUUAGUCAUAUUACUCGUAUUACUAUGCUGUAACAAGCAUGAAUUUUUAUUCUUAUUCCAGAGGGGGAUAGAAAUACACGAUUUUUUACUGCUUCACAAGUUCGUAAUGGCUAUGUGAGCGAUCAACAUCAAGAGACUCUUCACUAGGUCGUUGCUUGCGUGGGUGUUGUGUGCAAUAAAACAUUCGUCAACUUUCACACUAUUUUUAGUGUCAAGGUGCUAUAUAUACAUAAGAACUGCAUGAUGGUAGUUGAAUGCAGAUGUCAAUCAGCAUUUUAGUAGUUGUAUUGGUAUUAUAUGAUCAACUGAAUUUUUAGGGUGGGGAAAUCUGCCCAAAAUCUGUAAAUUAGGCAAUAUUGAAACUGUGGCCAGUCACACGUGCAUGGAAGAAAUUAAACGAGUGUAAGAUUUACACCAUAAAACAUGUAUUUAGCUCCUUUUAUUGGCAUGUUGAUCCUA
Trifolium pratense (red clover) is the source of this 2086-nucleotide messenger RNA. RefSeq names its product magnesium transporter MRS2-11, chloroplastic-like. Gene Ontology annotation, biological process: magnesium ion transport. NCBI's taxonomy places the organism in Eukaryota, Viridiplantae, Streptophyta, Magnoliopsida, Fabales, Fabaceae. Gene Ontology annotation, molecular function: magnesium ion transmembrane transporter activity. The record is from RefSeq and is a predicted model, not a curated record. Bases 167 to 1510 code for a protein of 447 amino acids. The transcript has 14 exons.